Molecule: messenger RNA, 861 nt
Organism: Talaromyces marneffei
Lineage: Eukaryota; Fungi; Ascomycota; Eurotiomycetes; Eurotiales; Trichocomaceae
Exons: 1
Coding region: 1-861 (286 amino acids)
Biological process (GO): proteolysis
Molecular function (GO): serine-type peptidase activity; feruloyl esterase activity
Source: RefSeq, a predicted model, not a curated record
AUGGCUUUUGUUGCAAGCAUCAUCGGUCUAAUCCUUCUUGGUCUUGCUCCAAGUGUACUUGGCGUCCAACCAACAACGACUGUAGCUCGCUCCUCCUUGAGCCUGUCCUCAGGAUGCGGCAAGACUGCAACGCUGAGAAGCGGCACAUACACAUUGACCGUCAAUGGUCAGCAACGUCAGUACAUACUGACGUUGCCUGCCAACUAUAACCCUAACACACAUUACAAAUUGAUAUUUGGCUUCCACUGGCUCGGCGGCACCAUGGAAGACGUUUUUCACGGAUCAUAUUAUGGUGUCGAGCCGCUGGCCCAAAAUAGUGCUAUCUUUGUUGCACCACAGGGCUUGAAUAACGGCUGGGGAAACUCCAACAAUAAUGACAUCACCCUCACGGAUCAGAUUCUCUCAACCCUAGAGUCAGCGUUGUGUAUUGAUGAAACUCAGGUGUACUCCAUGGGCUGGAGUUAUGGUGGAUCAAUGUCUUAUGCCCUGGCAUGCGCAAGGCCGAAUGUCUUCCGCGCCGUUGCAGUCAUGUCCGGCGCAAACCUCAGCGGUUGCAAUCCUGGUACUCAUCCCGUGGCGUAUUACGCCCAGCACGGAGUUUCAGAUAACGUUCUUCCAAUUGCGCUUGGACGUGGCAUAAGGGAUACUUUUGUCAAGGACAAUGGCUGCACGCCCCAGAAUCCGCCUGAACCAGCUGCAGGCUCAGGAAGACACAUCAAGACAGAGUACUCCGGUUGUUCUUCUGGACACCCUGUUUGGUGGAUUCCCUUUGAUGGGCCGCAUGAGCCGUUAGCUACUGACGCUGGUGCUAGUUCGUCGUGGACGCCAGGCCAAAUAUGGGAAUUUUUCAGUCAGUUUUGA